Molecule: messenger RNA, 4311 nt
Organism: Gopherus evgoodei (Goodes thornscrub tortoise)
Lineage: Eukaryota; Metazoa; Chordata; Testudines; Testudinidae
Gene: SHISA7
Product: shisa family member 7
Exons: 6
Coding region: 22-1320 (432 amino acids)
Biological process (GO): regulation of short-term neuronal synaptic plasticity; regulation of AMPA receptor activity
Cellular component (GO): AMPA glutamate receptor complex; postsynaptic density; dendritic spine membrane
Source: RefSeq, a predicted model, not a curated record
UGCCAGGGCUACUACGACGUCAUGGGCCAGUACGACGCGGCCUUCAACUGCACCACGGGCGGCUACCGCUUCUGCUGCGGCACGUGCCACUACCGCUUCUGCUGCGAGCACCGGGCCAUGCGGCUGGAGCAGGGCCGCUGCACCAACGUGGAGACCCCCUUCUGGGCCCACACCCAGGCCAGCAGCACGGCCGGGCCUGGGGGCCGGGGGCCAGGGGGCUCCGAGGCCGCCCGCCAGCAGAGCAACAGCACCGUCUAUGUGGUCUGCGGUGUCAUCAGCUUCACCCUGGCCGUGGGCCUCGGCAUCAAGGUGGCCUUCGGCAAGGCUUCCCGCCGGCCCCAGGGGCGGGAGAUCAACAUGCCCAGGGCUCUUGUUGACAUUCUCAGGCACCAGGCUGGGACCAGCUCGCGCUCCGAGCGCAGCAAUAGCACCACCCUCAACUCAGCUUCCCAGGACAACGGCCCGGCCCGGCCCCCGAAGAACCUUUACAACACCCUCAAGCCCUGCCAGAGCAACCACGACAACAUGCACCACAACUACAUGCACCUCAACGUGAGCAGCCCGAAGCAUCACGCCGCCACGCUGGACUGGCGAGUGCAUCACACCCCCACAUUGGGCCUGAAGUACAACUCACUCACCUGCUCCCGCUCCUUCCACAACCUCUCGCACCUGCCCCCGUCCUACGAGUCGGCCGUCAAGUCGGAGCUCAGCCGCUACUCCUCGCUCAAGAGGCUGGCGGAGAAGGACAUGGACGAGCUGUACCUGAAACGGCGGCACCUGGCCGAACUGACGCGGGGCACGCUGCCCCUGCACGCCAUGAAGAUGAACUACGAGCGCUAUGGGGAGGCGGCCCAGCACCCGCGACGGGUGAUGUCCCAGGAACACAUCCUCUCGGACGGCUACCGCCCCUCCCCCUACGACUGCCCCGGCCCCCGGGAGCGGGUCGUCUCCCACGAGCGGCUGCUCUCCCGCGAGGCCCUGCACUCCCAGGAGCCUCUGCUCUCGCCCGAGCGCCUGCACCAGGGCACGGGGCCCUUCCAGGAGUUGCGGCUGGGCCACCAGAAGGCCCUGUCCCAGACCAACAUCUGCGCCGCCGGCACCCCGCUGCUCGAACGCCACCAAGGGCACAAGAUGAACUCCCACCCCCCCUCCGCCAACGCCGCCCAGGCCGCCUGGGAGGUGGGCAGCAACCACACGGCCAGCCGGCGCCAGGGCUUUGGUGCCCGUCGCCAGAGCACCAUCGAGCAGCUGCAAUUCAUUCCUGGGCACCACCCCAGCCAGCAUCUCCGCACCGGGAGCAAGAACGAGGUCACCGUGUGAGGGCCCAGCUCAGGUGGACUCAACUUUCCAAGGCCAUAGCUCUCUUCCUGCUCCUCCUCUGCGUCUUCCCCCAUCCUUUACGUCUUCUUUCUUGGACUGGGCGGCCUGCCGGGCUUCAAGGCCUUUGCUGGGCUUUGGUGGCAUCCGCCUUUGAUGACCUCAGCGCCACGGGCCCUGUCAACUUUUGAUGAUGUCAGGGUCACGUUGAACCAUCCACGCUGGAUGACGUCAGGCCCUGAGGCCCUGUCGACGUUGGGUGACGUCGAGAUUGCCUUGUCUCCAUCCAUGUUAGAUGAUGUCCACUACUGGUGACAUCACUGCUGCAGGCCCUCUUGACUUGUGAUGAUGUCAAGAUUGCCUUGGGCCCGUCCAUGUUGGGUGAUCUCAGCGCCACGGGCCCUGUCAACUUUUGAUGAUGUCAGCGUCGCGUUGAACCCAUCCAUGUUGGAUGACGUCAGCACCUUGGAGCAUGUCAAUAUUGGGUGAUGUCCAGAUUGCCUUGUCUCCGUCCAUGUUAGAUGAUGUCAGUGCCCUGGGCUCUGUUGCCUUUUGAUAAUGUCAAGAUUGUGUUGAGCCUCUCCAAGACUGAUGACAUCAGGGCUGGGGGCCCUCUCAACUUUUGAUGAUGUCAAGAUUGCCUGGGGCCCAUCCCUGUUGGGUGACAUCAGCACCAUGAGCCUUGCUGAUAUUUGAUGAUGGCAAGACUGUGUUCGACCCAUCCACGUUGGGUGACAUCAGCGCCCCAGGGCUCUGUUGACAUUGGACGAGGUCAUGAUUGCUUUGGACCCAUCCACAUUCAAUUAUGUCAAAUUGCUUUUGGCCCGUUCAUCGACAUCAGCGCUGUGGGCCCUGUUGAUGGUUGAUGAUGUCAGGACAGUCAGGCCUGUCCAUAUGGGAUUACGUCAGUGCUGUGGUUGUGUCAACAUUUGAUUCCAUCAGGACCAGCUGUCCUGUUGACUUUUGAUGAUGAUGUCAGCACUGGCCAUCUUUGAUGACAUCUGCACUGUGGCCCUUGUCUAUGUGUCAUGAUGUCAGUAAGUACUACCAAGCCUGUCAACCUGUGAUGAUGUAAACACUGUGGGUCAACCUUUGAUGAUGCCAAGAGGGCUCUCAACCUCUGCCAUCAAUACCGUAUCCAUCUCAUGACAUCGACACUGUGGACCUUGUCGGUGAUUGAUAACAUGAGUGCUGUGGGCCUUGUCGAUGUCUGAUGACAUCAUCGCCAUUUCAUAGUCUCAACACUAUGGACCUCGUCGACCGUGGAUGAUGCCAGUAUCCUGGGCACCAGCCUGUUGGUUUUGACAUCAGACCAGUGGCUCCAUUGCUGAUUGACGAUGCCUGUUCACUGGACUUUGUUACUGAUGAUGUCACAGUGGUUGGCCUGGUCAGUAGUUGAGGAGAUCAAGCCCUGCCAGGCCUUGACAACCCUUGAUGAUGUCAUCACUGCGGACUUUGUCGGUGAUGGAUGAUGUCAAGAUCAUUGGGGUCUGUUGAUGUUUAAGUGCUUCGGCUCUUUGGAUUUCCAGCCCACUCCACUGCCAUGGGGCUGGGGAGCGCCAGCCCCCACCCCUCCAGCACACGUGAAUGUAGUUUGAACAGCCUCCGCUCUUUCGAACCCCACCCUUCUCUCCCCAAGAUGAUGGGUCACCCCCACGCUGCGGGGGGACUGGGUCUUCGUAUUACGCCUUUUUCUUUAUUUCUCUUCUGUUUCUUCGCGGGCCGCUUGCUAGGCCCUGGGAUCUUCGAUCUCAUCACCCACUAGAGUUCUGAUGGGUCUCAGCCUCAAAUCUUUUCAUCCCUUCAUCCUUGUUGUGCGCUCCGAUCCCUCCCAUCCGAUGCCAAAACACGUUCCUCUUCUGCACUGCGGUAUGCCUACGGGGCAUGGCCGGCUGCUACCCAUACAGAGGCGCUGAGAUGGGGUCCUGCCGCGCUGGGCGCUGCACAGGUAUCGUCUCUGAGAGCGGAGGCCCGUCAGGCCAGGCGCUGCCCAGACACAGAGUCACUGAGAUCGGGUCCCCAUUGCGCCAGGCACUGCCCAGACACAAGCGUCAUCGAGAUUGGGGCCUCAUCGCUCCGGGCACUGCCCAGAUACACGCUAUCUGUGUCUUCCUCACAGAGUUCUCCAUCUAAACGUAUCAAAACCAACUGGAACCCAGGCUAUCCCGCAGGGUUCCCUCUCCCCUUCAUGGCUGUACCACAGAUAGUGGCUUAUAGGCCACGUACCACCGUAGUUCUUUAGCCCAGGCGCUACACAAUCUCAUUCUUCCCCAAGGCAUUAGGAACUCCCGAGGGCCUUGGCAUGGCUUCUGGUGCAGAACGUCCGGCCUUAAAUAAAACCCCUCUCCUCACACUGGCUCCUGACGUCAGGGGAUUCUCUGCAACCCUGGGAGGCAGUAGCUUAAAAACCAAUACAAGGAGCGGCUUUACUGCUAUAUGGUUAGUCUGCGGAACUCCCCACCACAGGAUGUCACUGUAGCCAUAAGCUUAGGCGUCUUCAAAGGAUCAGCUUCUCUAGGGGUGACUGUGACUCACAGCAAUUCAGCUGGUCUCUCUGUCGCAAAUCUCUUCAGCCGGGGUUAUAACUCAAGAGCUGAAAUCAUUUCAAGCCAACCCCCUGGGUGGGUUAUUCCGUAUCUGGGAUGUGUUGUCCCUUCCUCUGAAGCAGGUCUGUAAAGACUACUGGUGGAGACGGGAUACCGGGCUAGAUGGGCCUGCCCCAUUGGUCAGUUGUUAGACUCCUGUGAUUUGGGUGAAGGGUGUGCUUCGGUGUUUGGGGUGCCUGUCUCAAGCGCCUGAUUGUGAGAGAGGCGGGUGCUCAAUGGUGCCAGCUAAUUGGGAAUGCCUUGGUGGCAUCCGGAAAUCACAGGAACAGAGGAAAUUGACUGGAGCCGAUUAAUGGGCCCAUCUGGCCCAUCCCAUCUCUGACUGUGACCAGUAUCGGAUGCUUCAGGGGAAGGUGGUUAAAGCAGAAGGUUUGAGGAGUCAGGACUC